GGCAGAUAAUCGGGAAUUAGAUAGGUUCUAAGAAAUGCUUGUCUUUUGUCCUUAAAUUUGAACAUAUCUAUUAUCAAUCACUAUGAGUUAUGCUAAAUUAUGGAGAGUUUAUGAAUUUAAGUAACAAAAGCAGGCUUCCGGAGAUACUAAAACUACAAGCUAAGCCUCUACCAGCAAUCCAAUCCAAGAUUCUGAUUGAGAAGAAUCGAUGAUGUUAACUCCCUUAUACGUACACUCCAGCGCAGCUUUUUUUGUGCUUUCCUUGUUGAAAGUUAUUUUCCCGAGAAAAUUUCUUUAUCUAAAUGGGCCGGCCUGUCCAAUCUAGUUUUAUACUGUACCGACCCAUUUAUGCAUUCUCCAGGGUCAUAAUAGUCAUUGCUCGUCAACUGCACCAGAUAACUCCUUGCUGUGUUUUCUCGAUUUCUCACUGAAGUUUAAUUAGUUUGGUAACUCGAUUAUCGCCGAAUUCGAAGUCAAAGAUGGGGAGAAUGUCGACAUACUUCGGAAUGACACUUGCGGUCUUCGUCUUCUGGUCGUCCAUGGACAGAUUCCAUGUAUGGUACGCCCUCUAUCAGGACGAAAAGCAAGAGAGGCUGGAAAAAGAAGCGGAGAGCAGGAGAGUGAGAGAAGAAGUGCUUAAUAAAAACAAACACAAGGAUGCUCUGUAAUUCCGUUUGUAUCGUUCCUCAUUUUGUUUCAAUUAAUGAGUUUUCGCAUAAGCACCAUGUGUAUUGUAAGUUCAUGCCAUAAUUUUUAUCAACACUGAUGAAAUUUUUGUUUAAUUGCUUUUUAUUUUCCCAAUGGGUUUACAAUUACAUUCUUAUCUCAGUGAAUCGGAAAACACUUCUAUGUGAAUUUUGUAGAA
Mangifera indica (mango) is the source of this 865-nucleotide messenger RNA. RefSeq lists its product as uncharacterized. The transcript is spliced from 2 exons. NCBI's taxonomy places the organism in Eukaryota, Viridiplantae, Streptophyta, Magnoliopsida, Sapindales, Anacardiaceae. The record is from RefSeq and is a predicted model, not a curated record. Bases 480 to 668 code for a protein of 62 amino acids.